Messenger RNA from Salvia splendens (bonfire salvia), 3232 nucleotides. RefSeq names its product WPP domain-associated protein. Bases 262 to 2934 code for a protein of 890 amino acids. Lineage: Eukaryota; Viridiplantae; Streptophyta; Magnoliopsida; Lamiales; Lamiaceae. The transcript has 6 exons. The record is from RefSeq and is a predicted model, not a curated record.
UUGGUAUUCACUCCCGCUCUUUCGACUAUUUGCUGCCCAUACUUUCCCCCAAAUUUCAACUCUUCUUCUCCCAUUUACCAAAACCCUAGCAAACGAAAUGUCGAAUUUUCGACGAGAAAUACGAAUUGAUAUGAGUAUUUGAAGUUGUCCAGCUGAUACUGGUAUUCUAGGAUACUUUGGGGCGGAAUUCGUUCACUCAAUUUUUACUUGUAAGCCUGUUGUAAUUCUCGUUGAGAGACUGUCCAGGUGCUUAUUUGUGUGAUGGAAGGUGGAGAGGUUGUGGUGAAUGGUGGGACUUCGAAUGGCUAUGUAUGUGGUGUUGCAUGUGGAAAUGGGUUGGGACAAGUGUGUAACGGGAAUGGGCUGAAGCAGGUGUAUAGCGACAAUGUGUCGGGAGGAACCAGUGUUUCGGAAGACAUGAAUGGAAAUUUAGCUGAGGUGGUGUUGGAGGAUUGGGAGAAUUAUUGGGAAGAUGUUAGUGACCGGUUAAUGAUUUCGCGGAUGGUUAGUGAUUCUGUUAUCAAGGGAAUGGUGACUGCUGUGGAGCAAGAUUGUGCGAAACAAAUUGCUGCAAAGGAACUUGAAUUGGCCAUUUUGAAGGAGAGAUUGCAGUCCCUUGAGGUGGGUCCAGAUGAGUGUGAGGAUGUAAGGUUGCCUAUUGCUCAGAAAGAAUAUCAUACUGGGAAAUCUUGUUCAACCAGGGCCUGCAAGACACAUGAAGAUAUGAGGGGUGAAUUGAAUGCCUUAAGGAAUCUGGCGAGAGAGCAGUUCAAGAAGGUUAAAAAGGAGAUUCACUGUGCUGCUACAGGAUCUAAUUCGGUCAAGAAGACCAGUUCGGGAUCUGAGUUGGUGGGUUUGGGUGGAAUAUUGCACGAGAAGCAUUCAGAAAGCUGGGAUGAUGUGAAUAAGACACUGCAAUGCCUAAAUACAACGUUUGAUAGUGUAUGCAAAAAGGUGGAUGAUAUAUUGAUCUGCCCCAAUAUCUCAUUUUGUGAAUCUCAGCAAGGCGAUAAGUUCUUGACAAAAGUUGAGAAUGUAGUUACACAAACAAUGUUUAGGAGUCCUCGAGAGGAGUUUGAAGAGAAAUUGGAAAAAGAUUAUAAACUUUGUGGAAUACAAGACAUGAAUUGGCUCGAAAAGUUCAAUGACGUAGCUUCUUUAGGAACCAAGUUAGAAGCAAUUCAGAAGUCGCUCUCCAUGCCUGAAUCAGAGCUAGUUUCUCAUGGAUCUAAUGAUUUGGACAAUUUUCACCCUAAGGCUUUCGGCAAUCAUGUGACUCGGCCAACCUCACUUUAUGGAGAAAAUGGGACAGUGGAUGAACCAAACGUCCAUGUAGCAGAGAGUUAUGAUUUUCAGCAGCUGAAACACAUGUCUAAGGAAGAAUUGGUGACUUAUUUUUCCAAUAUUAUUACUAAAAUUAAGAGAGACAACGAGUCAGAUCUACAUCAGUUGACUGAUAAAUAUUACAUUCUGAAACGGGAAUACCUAAAAAUGAAGGGGUCUUUCGUGGCACACAUGAAAUAUGAAGAAUUUGAUGCGCUAAGGAAAAAGAUUGUUCAAGUUAGUUCCAAAUUGGAGAACUUCCUCUCAGAAAAUGAAAGAUUCCCUGCAUUAACCAACAGUCUUCAAAGUUGGGAAAAUGUGAAGCAUAAACUAGGGAGUCUUCUGUCUGAAAAUAAUCACUUGAGAAAUUGUCUCAGUGACAAGGAAAACGAGGUGAAGUGUCUAAAAGAGCAAGUAUCAAGUGCUGCUUCAGAAAUCUUGCAGCAUUCUUUAGCUGAGCAAAACUUUCUAAAGCUUGUGGAAAGCCUCCAAUCCACUUUAGAAGAAUCAUGUAUAAAAGCUUCACUCAGUGAAGAAAUAUAUAAAUCUGUUCUCAGGGAGCAGAUUGCACAGACCAGAUUCAGUUCUGAAGACUUGGAGAUGGAGUUGCUGAUAACUCAAGAAAUUUCUGAUAUCAUUCUCAAGGAAGCUGCUAUUUCUGCCGAAACUGCAAACGAAUAUGGAUUUGAAGAUUCAGAUAUUGAGUCAUUGAUAAUGCAAGGGUAUGCCUCAUUCAUAUUCACAGAGAUUAUCAGGGAUGUAGUGCAGCAGCUGGACAACUUGCACCAGAAAGCUGUUAUCAAUGAAGAAAAAGUAACUUGUUUGGAAAGAAAAUCUUUUGAAAAGGAAAAUGAGUUAAGGCUGGAGGUUGAGGAGAAGGAUAAAUUAAAGCAGGAGAUACGGGAUCUGAGCUUUGCAAUGAAACAUAAAGAGAGGUUAGCAAUGGCUUUGUCUGUUUCAUUGUCAAAAGAGAGAGAGCAGUUUGAGCUAGCUUCUAAAGACCUUAUUGCUUUAAGAGAACAUGCUAGUCGGGAACAGACAUUGGUUACUGAACAUCUACAGAAGAUUGAAGUAUGUAAAUUGGAAAUGAAUAAGCUUGACCAAAAGCUUGCUCAAACAGAAGCAGUGUUAACUGAAGUUGACAGGGAGAGAAGCACAGCAUUUACUCUUAUCCGAGAAUUGAAUGAUAAGUUAUCAUUAAGUGAAGCUAGAGAGCAGACAAUAAAAAAGGAAAUGGAAAUGGCUGCCAGUAGAUUCUCAAAACUCUUUGCUGAAUUUGAGUGGGCAGUGUCAGGGGCAAUAAAAAGCACUAGCUCAAGGCUCGAAGAUGCCAGUUCUCACUUGAAAGCUAUUACUGGGAUGGCUAAUGAGCUUAGAAGAUCAGAGCUGAUGUACAAACAGAAGCUGGAGAGGGGAAAUACUGAUCUCAAAAUGGCCGAGUCUGAGGUUGAUCUCUUGGGGGAUGAGGUUGAUGCUUUGUUGAGAUUACUUGAAAAAAUCUAUAUUGCCCUCGAUCAUUACUCUCCAGUUUUAAAACAUUACCCUGGGGUCAUUGAGAUCCUUGAGCUGGUCAAGAGAGAAUUAAGUGGAGAAUCUACUAUACUGUCGUGAUAUGCUCCAUAGCAAGAUCUCUUCCUAGAGACUGACAAUCUGAGCUGGCUGGUGCAAUUUACAUUUACUGGGUAGUUGUAGCUGAAGUUGGCCUCAUCAUAGACCCGUAGAUAAGGCAGGAGCCUUUUUUUUGUAGUGCACGAGGGCAAACAAGGAACGUCAAGAACCUGAGAGAGAUUUCUGGUUUGCCUCUAGUCUUAGUUUAGUCUUUAUGUCGUCAUGUAAAAUGUAAAUGAUAGUACCAUGUAAAUCUUUUGGCCGUUUAGUUCAGUUUAUUGACCAGGCUCUCACUUAUAUU